Neltuma alba is the source of this 1890-nucleotide messenger RNA. RefSeq names its product glucan endo-1,3-beta-glucosidase 12. Bases 102 to 1544 code for a protein of 480 amino acids. The record is from RefSeq and is a predicted model, not a curated record. Gene Ontology annotation, biological process: carbohydrate metabolic process. Lineage: Eukaryota; Viridiplantae; Streptophyta; Magnoliopsida; Fabales; Fabaceae. Gene Ontology annotation, molecular function: hydrolase activity, hydrolyzing O-glycosyl compounds. The transcript is spliced from 3 exons.
AUCCACUUCGCUAGUCCCGGGCAGAAAUUAUAGCGCGAAAGUUUCCGCAUUCUCUCGUCUUCAACCCUCACGUGCUCUGUUCCUGCCGCCACAACCAGAGCAUGAAGCCCCUCAUUGUCUCCACCAUCUUCUUCCUCAUUUCGCUUCACUCUUUUGCAGAUGCUGGCUCAAUAGGGGUGAACUAUGGUCGUGUGGCGAACAAUCUUCCGUCGGCGUUGAAGGUGGUUCAGCUGAUGAAGUCUCAGGGAAUAGAGCGCACGAAGGUAUACGACACCGAUCCUGCCGUUCUCAAAGCAUUGUCCGGUUCCGGUAUCAAGGUCACUGUAGAUCUGCCGAACGAGCAGCUCGUCCAGGCAGCGAAAAAGCCCGCAUUUGCUUACGCAUGGGUCCAGAGGAACGUCGCCGCUUACCACCCUCACACGCAGAUCGAAGCCAUUGCCGUCGGAAACGAAGUCUUCGUGGAUCCACAUCACACCACUAACUACCUCGUACCCGCCAUGAAAAACAUUCAGCAAGCUCUCGUCAAGUACAAUCUUCACUCCGAUAUCAAGGUUUCUUCCCCCAUUGCUCUCAGUGCUCUGGGAAACUCGUACCCUGCUUCAGCUGGAUCAUUCCGACCCGAACUCAUCGAACCCGUUUUCAAGCCACUUUUGGCUUUUCUCCGCCAAACAGGGUCGUAUCUAAUGGUUAACGUGUACCCAUUUUUCGCUUACGAGUCUAACGCUGACGUUAUCUCUUUAGACUACGCAUUGUUCAGGAACAACCCUGGUGUGGUGGAUCCCGGUAAUGGGUUGAAGUACUACAACCUCUUCGACGCUCAAAUCGACGCCGUUUUUGCCGCUCUGUCUGCUCUGAAAUAUGAUGACCUUAAGGUCGUUGUCACCGAAACGGGAUGGCCCUCCAAGGGAGACAAUAAUGAGGUGGGUGCCAGCGUAGAGAACGCCGCUGCUUACAACGGCAAUCUCGUCCGUAAGAUACUCACCGGCGGUGGAACCCCCCUGAGACCCAAAGCAGAUCUCACCGUUUAUUUGUUCGCCAUGUUCAAUGAGAACCAGAAGCCGGGCCCCACGUCGGAGAGGAAUUUCGGUUUGUUCUACCCCGAUCAGAAGAAGGUCUACGAUAUUCCCUUAACCGUGGAAGGUCUUCGGCACUACCACGGUCAACCGUCUUCGUCGUCGUCGUCUCCAGCUCCGGCAGGCGGUCACCAGCAAACAUCGCCGUCCCCCGCUCCUCCUGUCAACGGCGGAGGAGGGGUGUCCAAGAGCACAACGGCGACGUCGUGGUGUGUGGCAAAUCCGAAUGCCGGGAAAGAGAAGUUGCAGGUGGCUCUAGAUUAUGCCUGUGGCGAGGGGGGUGCUGAUUGCCGCCAGAUCCAGCCAGGUUCCACGUGUUUCGAUCCCAACACCCUCGAGGCACACGCGUCGUACGCUUUCAACAGUUACUAUCAAAUAAAGGCACGCGCGGGGGGCAGCUGCUACUUUGGAGGAGCGGCGUACGUGGUCACGCAACAGCCUAAGUAUGGAACCUGUGAGUUUCCAGCAUGAUGCCACUGAAGAUGAAUUGAAGAGAACUGACAUCCAAUAUAUAAAGAAUAUACAAUGACACAUUUGGGCUGAUUUUGCUGUGUAAAAAGGGAAGGCGGUGAAUGAGCAGAAAGGGUUAGGAUGGGGAAAAGCAGUGCGAGAUAUUUAUUACAGUGUGGCUGUCUGAUGAUUUAAUUUUUUGGGGUUUCGGAAUGUAUUAAUAAUGACGAUGCUAUAUUUGGUGGGGGUUAGGUAGUGUAUUAACUUGGAGGAGACCUCAUUUGCAUGUAGCUGGAACUUCACUCUGUUGUACUAGUAUAUAUAUAUGUUGAGUUGGCUGUUCGUUCACCCUAAUUAGUUUAAACUA